AUGAUAGAAUCAGAAUACGAUAAAGCAUCAAAGGAAACUAAUAAAUUUGAAAAAAUAUAUUCUAGUGAUGAAGAUGUAGAAAAAUAUAAUAUGAUAUCAUUAAGAGACUUUAAUAUAUGUUACAAAAAUAAACUAGAAAAAUUAAAUACAAUUAAAAAUAUUGAUAACAAUAAGAAAAUACUAAAAUUAGUUUUAGAAGAUGUUAAUCUUGAUCCUAAAGAAGUUAUGGAAAAGGUUGUUAAGUUGUUAAAAAAUAAAACAUCGUUAUAUACUAUUAUUGAAAUAAAUAAUCAAAAAUACAAGCUAAAAUAUACUGAAGUAGAACCAGAUGAUAAUAUUUUAUUUACUGAAAACGUUCAUAAUAUUGCCAAUUGUAAAUAUGCAUAUAUAGGAAUUUUAAAAAUUUCAAAAUAUUUAGAAAAUAGCACAUUUCAAGAAUCAUUUCUCCAAUCAUGGCAAAAUAUCCCAAUGGAUUUUUGA
This is a messenger RNA of Plasmodium berghei ANKA, 480 nucleotides long. Its product is annotated as conserved Plasmodium protein, unknown function. The transcript has a single exon. The coding region runs from base 1 to 480 and encodes 159 amino acids. The record is from RefSeq and is a predicted model, not a curated record. NCBI's taxonomy places the organism in Eukaryota, Apicomplexa, Aconoidasida, Haemosporida, Plasmodiidae.